Diabrotica virgifera virgifera (western corn rootworm) is the source of this 2081-nucleotide messenger RNA. RefSeq lists its product as uncharacterized. NCBI's taxonomy places the organism in Eukaryota, Metazoa, Arthropoda, Insecta, Coleoptera, Chrysomelidae. The transcript is spliced from 4 exons. Bases 16 to 645 code for a protein of 209 amino acids. The record is from RefSeq and is a predicted model, not a curated record.
AUUUUAAACUAAAUAAUGCCUGUUUUAGAGGUACCAAUGUUACAUGGCAAAUAUGAUUUAGAGUGGAACAUGGUGGAUUACAUGUAUGUAGAUCCAAAACAAUCCACUAGCAGUGGACCAAAUAUUAAUACACCAUCUACUAGUAGUGAACAGAACAUGUUUGGUGAACCCUCUACUUGUAGCGGACUACAAAUAAGUAGCGACAGUACAUUGACGAAAAGGGGGACACAAAAAUUAAAAAGCAUUCGAUUAAAACCUGUGGUAAUAGAAGAACCACCCACUAAUAGCGGAGCGAAAAUAAGUAGCGACAGUACAUGGAGAAAGAGCGAGCCACAAAAACUAAAAUCUAAUCCGUCAAAGCCAUUGGUGGUAGAAGAUAGAAAACAAUCCAAAGCCAGCACUAUUACAACAAAGCUGUCACAGUGGGCAGCUGCAAAAACAAGUAUAGAGGAGUUCAAAAGAACGCGCUUAGAAGAAGAGUAUAAGCUCAAACUUGAUCUCCUAAGACAAGAAUCAGAUGCAAGAGUGGCAAUGAUAAAAGAGGACCAGAAAGCUAAGACAAAAUUAAGAAUAUUGGGCACACAGCCAAAUUUGACAAAGGAGCAAGUCAAUGAAAUAUUUAAGAAAAUUUCUGAUAUGGAAUAGAUGUGUGUGGGUAUACUUGGUUUUGUUUUAGUAGGAAUAUAUAUAUUUUAGGCUUCUCUUUGAUCCUCUUUUAUUGGUAUUCUCAUACAUAUCUCUUUUGCUGCAGAUUUUCCAAGUGUCUUGUCUAAUUUUCAGUAUUUGGAUUUUUUCAUCUCUCAGUUCAUUCUGGAGAUAUGCUAUUUUUCUGUGCUUUUUUUUUUCUCUUAGUGUGUAACCACACGUGUGUUUUCUCUUAUGUGUAACCACACGUUGACUAUUCUGGAGCUAUUUCCUCAUGGCAUCAAAUGUAAAUUACUAAUUUAUUUGGGAAAUAAGCCACAAUUUAAGUUUGAAAUUAAAUUUUUUAGACGUUUUCCAUUUCGGAACUCAUCAAGUCUUCUAAUAAUUUAAUUUAAUCCGACGCGUUCAUAUUAUUAAUUAUGAUUUACACUUAAUUUAAUUAAGUAAUUAGGAAAGUAUUCAUGCCUCUAACAAAAUCUUGUUAUAUUAUUGUCUACUUCUCUUUCUCCUCCAUCAGAACAGUUUCAUUUUCUAGCUUUAGUAAUGCCAUUGCAGCUUCCUCUUUUUCAUCUAGUAUGGGUAAAUGGCAUUGCAAUAUUGUGUAACACUGAUGUUGCAAUUAUAAUUCCUUUUAUGCAUUCUAGGUUUACCUUUAUUCCAAGGACCAAUAAAAGAAACUGCUGUUUCCAUAUCCCCAAAUGUCCUUUCUAUUGGAUUCCUGGUUUCUAAUUUGUGACUCUUAAAUAAAUUUUCAGCUGGUGAUUGAAUAUUGAGUAAGGAUGUUAUCAGGUAUUUAUUGACUCCAUAACCACUAUUGCCAAUCAAAAGAUACUAGUCCAGUUCUUCACAUUCUCUUCUUCUACAUAACUUUAUAGAUAUGUUAUUAUCAAAAGCACCCAAAAAUGUUCAAGAUUUUUUUAUUCUAGGGAAUUGGGUAGGGCAUUUAAAUAAUUUGUAAUGUAAAUUAGUUCGUUUAAUGAUUAAAAAAGGUAAUAUGUAUAAAAGUAUUGUAAACAUAUAGUUAAUUUUAGAUUAAUAAUAAAUUAUAUAUUUCUAUAUAUAUAUAUAUAUAUAUAUAUAUAUAUAUAUAUAUAUAUAUAUAUAUAUGCGUAUUUAUUUACUGAUAUACCAUGUAUACUUAACAUCAACCUGUAUAAAACACAAGUUGCGUUAAAACAAACAAAACCAAAAUUAGAAUGAAACAUUAAGUUUGAAAGUUAACUUAUUUGGAAAUCAUACUGAAACCUUAAUUUCUUUUAAAGGUUGUAAUUGUUAACUAUUUAUAAUGGGAAAUAAGCCACAAUAUUAUUAAAAAAUGAUUUUUAUUUUAACGUUUCGACGCCCAAAUCGGGUGCCGUUGUCAAAAUACAAAAUACUACUAACAUAAACAAAAAUGUUGUUGCUUAGUAAAAAAAUUCUUCUAAUAAUUUAUUUAA